Messenger RNA from Osmia bicornis bicornis, 498 nucleotides. Its product is annotated as ice-structuring glycoprotein-like. The coding region runs from base 1 to 498 and encodes 165 amino acids. The transcript has 4 exons. NCBI's taxonomy places the organism in Eukaryota, Metazoa, Arthropoda, Insecta, Hymenoptera, Megachilidae. The record is from RefSeq and is a predicted model, not a curated record.
AUGAGAAAGCAGAAACGCGAAAUCAUUGGGGGCGCAGCCGCAUCCGCAACCCCAGGCGCAGCCGCAACCCCAAGCGCAGCCCCAACCCCAGGCACAGCCGCAACCCCAGGCCCAGCCGCAACCCCAGACCCAGCCGCAGCCGUAACCCCAGGCCCAGCCGCAGCCGCAACCCCAGGCCCAGCCGCAGCAGCAGCUGCUCUUGCAACAGCAGCAAGACAGGCAGCAAGACAUGCAAGAGAUGAAACAUUUCGUGCAGAUGCUGCAACAUUCGGGCAGCAUGCGCCGGCACACCAACAACCGCAGCCGGCGCAAGAGCAAUAUGCUGGGUAUAUCCGGUACGGGAUAUCACCUGCGGGCUUAUCCGGAAGAAAAUAUACUAGUUGUGCUAGUUAUUCCACGAGUGGAAAUUUCCGGAGGUAUCCUACUUCGAACCCGAGAACUCCAAAGGUCGAUCAAACUGGACAACAACUGGAUCCAUUGGAGAGCGAGCAAAACUAA